Molecule: messenger RNA, 2393 nt
Organism: Mytilus trossulus (common blue mussel)
Lineage: Eukaryota; Metazoa; Mollusca; Bivalvia; Mytilida; Mytilidae
Exons: 6
Coding region: 34-2100 (688 amino acids)
Biological process (GO): proteolysis
Molecular function (GO): cysteine-type endopeptidase activity
Source: RefSeq, a predicted model, not a curated record
UGCAGUGAAAAUAUAUUAAAGUAUACGGAGAAUAUGUCAGAAGAUGAACUAAGACAUAUAAGGCAAGAAUAUUUUAUCUCCAACACAGAAGAUGAUCCUAGUGUAUUCCAGCAAAUACGAGAAAACAUCCUUAACUUAGCCAGAAAAAUGAAAACAUGGAAUACAGAUUAUCCUUUAAAAUUCAUUCAGCUGGAAACAAAACUUCAAGAAAAGAAGAAGGAGUUACCUAUUAUUUCCCUUCAGGAAAUUCAGAAUAUCGCUAGUGAUACACCUAAGCCACUAAAUGAUGAAGAACUAAGAUUGUUCCUUGAAUUUCACCAUGAGAUCAGAGCUUUAGUUUAUUUCAAAGAUCUUCCUUCUUAUAUUAUUUUAGAUACACAGUGGUUAUCUGACGCUUUUAGAUAUAUAGUUACUGCAAAGAAAUUUAGAGCCAUAAGUAUCAAAAAUAGAAAAAAAUGGGAUGAAUUGUACAGUAGAGGCACAUUACAUAGUGAGGUUUUAGAAGACAUAUUUAAAAAAAGGGAUAACAUGUUUUCCAUACACAAGGACCAUAUUCUGAAUGUAAUGGAGAGAUUUGAUAUCAUUAUACGUCCAAACACGUCAGAGACUGCUGACGAGAAGCCUUGCUACUAUGUACCUUGCCUGAUUAAAAUAGAAUCACACUGUGACAUUUAUGAAAUAUUUAAUGUGACAGACUGUACCUGUAAAAAAUCAGCUUGGUUAUGUUUCAAAUUUAGAUUCAAGCCACCACAUCUAAUGAACCAUUUGAUUGCUUCACUGAGCCGGAAGUAUGAAAUUGCAGAAGUGGUUGUUCCAAAUCAAAAGAAAAAGUCAGUUGCUCUUUUCGGAGAUAUUGCAGUCUUUGAGUUACAGAAGAAAACACAUUUAAGAAAAUUGCUUGUAAUGACAUCUCCAAAUUUUAUUCAGGUUCAGGUUUUGGAAUUCGGGAAAGAUUCAAUCAUCAAAAGUGGUUUGUUCAAAGACGUUGGGGACUUCGUAACAGAUGAGUUAGAGAAGAUAAUACAUACACGAUUCAAGAUGUCCACUGUAGAAUUCGAGAAAAAAAUUGAAUGUGGACAUACCAAACCUGAAUUGGUGACAGGAUCCAAUGAAUUAAGUGAGGAACAAAUUACAGAAUAUUUUUGCGGGACAUGUAAAACACCCCACACAUUCGAUGGCGAAUGGUCAGAGAUAGAAAGUAAAGCGCAGUCUGAUAAGUAUGAGAAGAAACCGGGACAGAGAGGACUUGUCCUGAUUGUUAACUUCAUGUUCCAUGGUGAGACAACUGAGAGAAAAGGUUCUGAUGUGGAUUGCAAGAAUCUCACAAAUUUCUUUAAAGAAGAACUAAAGUAUCAGGUGAUAUGUACAACAAGAGAUAUGACAAAGUUUGAAAUACAGGAUUAUUUCCAAGAAAUUGCCAGAACAUACUUAACAGAGAAGUCAAAGGAUUAUCAUUCCUUUAUCUGUGUAAUUAUGAGUCAUGGAAAAGUGGAUGGAAUUCUUACAAAAAAUGAAUUAAUAACAGUGGAAGAAAUAAAAAAGCCAUUCAAAAACAAAACCGGAGGCAAAUUUAAUGGUAAACCAAAAGUAUUCCUCAUUCAAGCUUGUCGUGGAACAGAAGAGCAGGAAAAAGUGGUUGUGUCUGAUUGUUUUGAAACUGAAAUCCAUACUGGACAUGUUGAAGGGUAUGAUGAAUUUCCUGGAACAUGUGGAAACAGGCAAAGAAGAAAUUCUGUUGAAAUGUCUGUGUUUCAACCAGGAUUUGUAGGUAAGCCAUCUGGCUUAUCAGAAGUGUUAUCUACUGAUGCUCAUAGUUAUUAUUCUGAACAUGUUCCAACAGAUGCUGACAUUAUUGUAGCAUAUGCAACAACACCAGGAUAUAUAUCAAUUCGAAAUAUACAUGAAGGAGCAUUUUUCAUAAGAGCUUUCUUGUCUGUUGCCAAGAAUAAAUACAAUGAGGAACAUAUCGAGGAGAUAUUAAGAAAUGUGAGAAAUGAAUUAGCUACGAAUCCAGAAUAUGCACCACAAUCUGGAAGCUUGGCAGGAAAAUGUCAGAUGGGAAUGUUGGAGACUACAUCUACGAAGAAAUUUUUCUUGUAAUGACAGUUCAAUAAAACUUAUUUGGGAGGAAAAUUGUUAUCAAACCAUUUAUAUCAUAAAUUAAGUAUAUUUUUCAAAGUUCAAGGAUUCAUGCAACUAAAUCCUCAUUUUUUUAUGAAUAAAUGGAACCUUUUUGUUUAUUCAUCAAACAUUGAAAAUAGCGUCUCAACUUUAUUCUAUGUCAACUAAAAUCAACGCCAGUCUGUUUGAUUAUAAUCUAUGUUGAUCAGCUUGUCAUUUAGAUACCUGGUUAAGUUAGCAUUGUGACAGGGGAGAGAUAUAACUAUAAAGUC